This is a messenger RNA of Rosa chinensis, 1142 nucleotides long. Its product is annotated as disease resistance protein RUN1-like. Bases 364 to 813 code for a protein of 149 amino acids. Gene Ontology annotation, biological process: defense response. Gene Ontology annotation, molecular function: ADP binding. NCBI's taxonomy places the organism in Eukaryota, Viridiplantae, Streptophyta, Magnoliopsida, Rosales, Rosaceae. The transcript has 2 exons. The record is from RefSeq and is a predicted model, not a curated record.
UCCUGAGUUUUCGAGGCGAGGAUACGCGCUUUACUUUUACAGAUCAUUUGCACACCGCUUUGGAUGAUAGGGGAAUUAAGACCUUCAUAGAUGAUGAGCUCAGAAGAGGAGAAGAAAUAUCACCGGCUCUUCUCAAAGCAAUUGAGGAGUCAAGAGUUUCAAUCAUCGUCUUCUCUCAAACUUAUGCUGCCUCAAGGUGGUGCUUAGACGAACUGUUCAAGAUACUUGAAUGCAGAAAAUCAAAAACACGUACAAGAGGUCAUACCAGUUUUCUACAAAGUGGAUCCCUCAGAUGUACGACAUCAAACAGGUGAUUUCGGUGACGCAUUUGCUACACUUGAUCAAUGCAAAUACAAGGAUAGCAUGGAUAAAUGGAGGGCAGCUCUUAAGGAAGCAGCAGAUUUGUCUGGAUGGCCUUUCAAGGAUGACGAAUCCGAGGCUAAAUUUAUCAAGAGAAUUGUUGGGGAAUUGUCCGCCCAAGUAAUAAACCCUUCAUGUGAGUUGCACGUUGCUGAACAUCCAAUUGGCUUAGUGUCUUGUAGACAAGAUGUCAACAGACUUUUACACGCCGAGGAAAAUAUUGUUCACAUGGUAGGCAUAUGGGGGCCUGGUGGAAUAGGAAAGACCACAAUUGCGAAGGAUGUGUUUAAUUCAAUUCGCCAUAAGUUUGAAGAUAGCUGUUUCUUGACAGAUUUUAGAUCAAAAGGCCUAGCCCAACUGGAAGAGACACUUUUGUCUAAUAUUUUAAGGGACCCAACUUUGAAGGUGAGUAGUGUUGAUGAAGGAGUCAGUUUUAUAAAGACAAGGAUGUGACAUAAAAAAGUUCUCUUAAUCCUUGAUGACGUGAGUCAUUCUAACCAAUUACAGAACUUAGUUCCAUCCCCUGAUUAUUUGGGCUAGGCAGUAGAGUUCUCAUAACAACAAGAGAUAAACGUUUGCUAAUUUCUCAUCAAGUUGAUGAAGUAUAUGAGGUCAAAAUGUUAGAUUAUGAUCGAGCUUUGGAGUUGUUUAGUUUGAAUGCAUUCAAAAGAAAUGGACCUCCGGGUGAUUAUCUGAAACUUGCACAACGUGCUGUACGCUAUGCCCGGGGCCUUCCAUUAGCUUUGAUAGUUUUAGGCUCUCAUCUGUAUGGGAGAGGCAGA